UCUUUGUGGGAGCAAUAUGACAACUCAAAACCGGCUCGGUGGCAUUCCCUGUUUGCAGUCACAGCAGACAUCAUUUGUCCCAGACACUGAGAACAGAGCUUCGUGCAACGCCCUGAUAGGUGUGAAUUUUCCAGGAUUUUAACUAACAACCUUAUUACUCAUCAUCAUCAUCGCUGCUCUUUUGCUAACAGCAGGCCACCUUGCUGAGAGGUUGUGGGAGUGCGAUGACGGGGCCUGUUGCUGAUGACCUGGGACACAGUGGGAAGGAGAACGUGUUGACCCGACCGCUGUAGAGGAAUGUGGCUAAGCUGUGGGGAGUGGUGGAUCAGCUCAGUGUGACCAGAAGAACAGACCGCCUCGUUAUUACACUUAUUGUGCCUUAUUCGUGGAAGGCCACGUCGCUUCAGGUCUCAAUGGACUUGCUGCAGGACUCCAGUCGGACCAUGUGGGGUCUGAACGCCCGCCUGAAGGGCUUCCUGGAGCAGGUUAACAGGCUGCAGGAGGCCAACCAGAGGCUGGAGGCUCAGAUAGCCGAGUGGGGUGUCAGGAGCACCUCACACUCCCGGGACUGGUCCCAGCAGGAACAGACUGUCAAGGAUCUCCGUACUCAGGUUGGUAACCUGCUGAUGGAGAAUGCCCAGCUGGCACUACAGUCUGACAGCAUGAAGUCCAGAGCUGCUGCCAUCCAGGCCAGGUGUGAGACGGAGGAGGUGAACACCAGGCGUCUGGAGCAACAGGUUGCUCUGCUCAGGGAGUCAAAGAGGAAGGCGGAUCAGAACAGCAUCACGCUGCAGGCAGACCUUCGGCACUCCAUGACAGAGCUGCAGGAGAUGCACCAGGAGUUUGAGGCAGCCCGGGCUCUGCAGCUGCAGCAGGCCGGCUCCUGUGAUGCUCUGUUAGCAACGGCCACAGCAGCAGCAGGAGGGGAGGAGGAGGAUGGCACAGGGAUGGAGCUCACCCAGCUCCUCGACCGAAUCAGAGCACAGUGCGACCAGGGCAGGCUUCCCGGCCUGGGCGAGAGACACCUCGGCCUGGGUGCCGCGUCAAAUCCACUCCCCGGCUUGGUUGGGGCCAGCCGCUCUGGAGCAGCAGCAGCAGCAGCAGCAGCAGCAGCAUCCAGAACACACGGACUUCUCAGUGAGGAAGAGGCAGCAUGGACGCAGGUGAGCCUCGGCGGCGCUGCCCUGAGAGAGGCCCGGGCCGAGCUCGCUGAGGCCAGGAGGCAGUGGCACUCCCUGCAGGUGGAGAUCGAGACCCUGCAUGCCAUGGAGAAAGGCCUGGAGAGCUCCCUACAGAACACCCAGCGGCUGUACUCCACCCAGCUGCAGGACCUUUCCCAGGUGAUAGCUGGGCUGGAGAGUGAGCUGGAGCAGGUGAGGAGUGGGCUGGCCACCCAGCGUCAGCGCCACAGCCAGCUCCUCAACACCAAGAUGAGGCUGGAGCGAGAGAUCGGCACUUACCGACGUCUGCUGGAGCGUGAAGAGGGCAGGUACAUGGGCCGAAAUGGGCAGCCGAUGACUCUGCGGCCUUGGAGGUCUUCCAUGGAGGAGCCCAAGGAGAACGGACUGGAGAACGGCUUCAGUGACCCUGCUAUUACUCCAGAUGAACCCAAGUCUGAGCCCCUGCCUGAAAUACCUUCACUGCUCCCAGCAGACAGUGGGCUAAAGAAAAGCGUACUGCAUCGACAGCAAAGCCUUGUGAUACUCACAGAGCCAGAGCAAGAUAAGGACUUGCCAAUCUCCACUGUGAAGACUCAGGAGAUUCUUCAGGGCAAUGUGGUGCGGGAGAGUGCAGAGGGUCACGGCACCAUUGAGACAGAGAAGAUUGACAAAGUGAUAAAGCAGUGGGAGGGCUCCUUCUUCAGGGGGAAUCCCAAGCUGCGGAAGAAGUCUGUGUCGCUGCGCUUCGACCUGCACAUGGCUGCGGCAGAUGAGGGGUGUGCCCAGACUAAACAGGACAGCCUCCCUGACGUGGAGGUGCGUCUCAUCAUGAAGAGAUCUCGCAGCAUCCCAACUAUCACACAGUAGCUCUCACCGGUCGGCCAGAGUCAGCGCUGCUUCACAGAUGUUUGUGGUAACACUGGUGAUGUUGAAGUUACAGAAAUAACAGCUGUGUCAUUGAGAACUGGGAUAUGACCAUCCAUUGCUGUCAUGCUUAAUAUGAAUUUUCAAAUCACAACCUUCAUUGAACUUUGCAUCACAGCUGAUGACUGAAACAGUUUUCUCUCAUCUAAUCUUGACUCUGGCAGGAUAAGCUUUACCCGACAGGCUUUUGUGCUGAUUUAAUGGGGCCAUUUUUAUAGUGUCAAAAACCCACAUGGCAUAUAUCAGACCUUCAUUCAUUGCCUUACAGAGGAUAUCAAUUUAAUAUGUAAACAUAUUUCUAGAUCAAAAAAGUGUCUCUCAAUACCAUCACUGUAUCAGUAUGAGGUCACUGGACAGAAGAGAUUAUAUUGACCGUAUGACUCUGCUUAACUACAGCAUUUAAUUCCAAUUAACACUUGGUACAGGAGGCUGAGUGCACAGAUAGAUGGAGAUAAAUGGAGGCGUGGAGUCACAGAUAACCAUGAGCUGCUGUGAACUAUCUAAAGGUGGAUAUUUUUUUUGUUUAAUUUCUUUAAGAGACUGUAUGAAAAUAAUUAGGGGGAGGAGGGUGCAGAAGAGGAUGAGGAUUAUUUAAGGACUGCAAUGCUAUCUCUUCAUUUAGCACUUGAUUUAUCACAAUAGAUUCUCCCAAAAUUCACUUUGUUCUGCAUCUCAUGAGAAAGCAGAACAACAAAACAACAGGGCUAGAAUAUUUAGCGAAAAGAACACAUUAUUUUGUUUGUCAAAAGCACAAUUCUUUGUGCACUUAUUGAAGGAGAAAUGCAGCUUAUUCUCAUUCCCAGGGCAUCACAUAUCACCGCUUUGUCACACCCCUCAGCGUGUGAUAUCGACGCCAAAGGCACCUGUGGCGUUGAUAUUAGGCCACAGCUACCAGGCUUUCAGCAGAUUCAAAUGUAAACCCAUCCACAACAAUUCCUUUAGAGAGCGACUGACAUUGUAUGAAGAGCAAAAAAUUGUACUGUGAGAGAGAGGUGAGGUGGUCAGGUCAAACACAACUGGACUUUCAUCCAGGAGACCAGUCCGUGUCCUGUGUGAAACCAGAAGUCCGUGUUGUUUAACCUAACGUUUGGAAUUUAAGCCUGCUCAUUGUGCACUGACGUAACUCACAUGAUGUUGUUGCCUAAACCUAACCGCAACCAUUUCACAACAUUAACCACAUGUUAUAAUGUGUUUAAGUUGUGCAACCUGUGCGGCUUAGACGCCAAAGGGGCGUGACAGUUUAUUGGUAUUUAACGACCUGGGAUGAGAAAGGGUUGUAAAAUGAGAUGUAAGAGUUAAAUUGGUCUUUGACAGAUGACAUAGAACUCGCUGAAACCAAAGUGCAUUGUGGGUCUGAUUGCCCUUUUUUGAGGUAUUCUGGGUUUUUUUUUUUGGUUUUUUUUUUAUUUACAUUUGCUUUUAUGUUAAAAUAUAUAGCACUAAAUAAUUUGACAUUGCUUAAAUAAUUAUAUUGUAACUUUAUCACAGUCUAAAAGCACUGGUUGUAGACCUGCAGCAAUUAAUUGAUCAGUUGUCAAGUAUUAAAUUAGUUGCCAACUAAUUUGAUAUUCUAUUAAACGGUUUGAGUAAUUUUACAAGAAAAUAAAUAUUAAUAUUUUAUAGUUUCGUAACUCCUCUAUGACAGUUAACUGAAUGUAUCUGGAUUGUUGGCAAGACAUUGUAGGACAUCGUCUGAGACAUUUUUCACCAUUUUCUGACAUUUUAUAAACCAAACACUUAAUCAAGAAAAUACUCAACAAAUUAAUCAACAAUGAAAAUAAUAGUUAGUUACAGCCUUAUUUUUUUCCUUUCUAACCAGUGGUGUUAGUGAUAAGCUUAUUCUGUUAAUAUAUUGUUUUAUCCAGUGUAACUGAUUGCUUAUCGUAAACAUCUUCUAACAGACAAUUUAUUACUUCUUACAUCCUAUAAACAGACACUGACUCAUUCAGUGAGCACUUAAUAUAAUUUGGUAUUAAUUUUACCUCCAUGCUGAAUAGACAUGAUGUUUCCCAGGUAAUGCUCGCCAGCCAUAACAACACAGUUUAAUUUUUUUUAGGAUGUAGGGGCAUCUACUGGCAGAAAUAGAAUAUAAUAUCCUGUUGUAUGUUUUCAUCAGUUUAUCAUCACCUGAAAAAAAUAAUCAUGUUUUCAUUAACUUAGAAUGAGCCAUUUAUCUACAUAUAGAGCAGGUUGUCUUCUAAAGAGUUCACUAUGUUGUUCUAGAACAGACAAACCAAAUGCUAGCUCAAGAUAGGGCCAUUUGCAUGGAUACAUCGGACACAGUAGUUUUCCUACAUAACUAGCACACAGGGGAAGUUUCAGUUUUGCAACCUCACCACUAGAUGUCACUAAAUCCUACACACUGGACCUUAAAAUCAAAGUUCUACUGAGUGAAAUGUGAUGCCUAAUUUAGCAAAAGACCUCAGUGACAUUAGUUAUACAAAAUAGUGGUAGUAUAAAUAACUUUCGGCAAUCAUUUUUAUAUGAUAUGAAAUAAGUACAGUUGUAAAGAGGCCAUUGGUGGUGGUCAAUGAGCUUCAACAUACUUAUAGUGUCUGAACUGCUCACAGUUAUGCACAAUGAUACUGUAAACAAGAUCGUUUGUAUCAUCCAAGUAUGAGGUUAAAGGCAGCAACGUGGGGUUAGCAACUUUUUGCUGUCGGGGUAUGUGGAUUGGUGUUGCUAAUAGGUAACAGUUUUGCCAAAUAACAGCUCCUGACAUCCACACUGAGUUUGUCUUGGUCUGGUAUUCUCUAAGUUUGCUUUCACGUCAUCUGUCUGAUAAUUUAAUGGGUUGGAUAACUUAUUUGUUGUUUACUGUACCGCUCGCUGUAGCUAUACCUUCAAAGUGGCGCAUCAGGGACAUCACACACGAUACACACACGUGGCUGACAAAGACCGAUAGAGCUGUAGUACUUUAAGAUUUUGUGGAGAGGGGCGUUGCACUUCUUUUCUUAGUCGAGGGGCCCUUAUAAUUUCCCUACAGUCCCUAAACGCUUGCACUGCAGACACCUACAGCACUUAGAAGAACAUCAGCACUGAGAGAGAAAUCCAGAUUGUGUGUACUUUGCAAGUCUUUUGUCUUUGCAGUUCAUUCUCUAUGUUGAGAAAAAAAAAAUCUUGCAACACAAAGUGAUAAUGUAGCUACAUUUUAUGAUGCAUUAUCACAAAAAAUAAGGUAAAAAAAAAUGCUUACUGUAAUCUCAACGGCAGUGAGGCUCUUAACACUCACCAUGUGUCUCAGAGAAUUUAGAUUCCCUGUCUUAACCAGAGGAGGGCAGUAUUUGUAAAUAGUUAACACUGCAGUGUAUCUUCAAUGCUCAACUCCGGGUUGUGUAGCACAUGCUAUCUGUUACACCUUAGAUUAAGAGUUUUUAUGCUAAACUUUGAGUUGGCACCAAAGAUAUUUAAAAAUAUAUAUAUAUAAGAAGAAAAAGGACCAUUGUGCAUUGCAUUUGGGUGCCUCAGAAUAUAUUGAGAAUAUUUAAAGAUAUUAUCUAUGCAGUUCUGUGCUUGAUUUUGCUUUGCUUCAUGAAGCACACUUCAUUUUGGGAGCUCUGUAACUUCAGAAUGAAGCAUUAUGCUUUUAUCUAACAAUUUAUCAUUUCAAAUAAAAAAAUAAAUAUG
Messenger RNA from Epinephelus lanceolatus (giant grouper), 5711 nucleotides. It is a transcript of the gene krt222, whose product is annotated as keratin 222. NCBI's taxonomy places the organism in Eukaryota, Metazoa, Chordata, Actinopteri, Perciformes, Serranidae. The record is from RefSeq and is a predicted model, not a curated record.